Oncorhynchus mykiss (rainbow trout) is the source of this 8806-nucleotide messenger RNA. Lineage: Eukaryota; Metazoa; Chordata; Actinopteri; Salmoniformes; Salmonidae. The record is from RefSeq and is a predicted model, not a curated record.
CUGUCAGCCAAGUGCAGUGAGCAGGGAGAGAGACACUGCUGCUCCCUCAUCUCCUCUCUGGUCCAUUUGAGGGGCUCUAACAGCCCAGCAGGAGAUACCAAAUCUGGGCAGGAGCCUUACCACCUCCCCCUUUCUGUCUGCUGGAUCCCCUGGGCCAGGCACUGUGUGCUUAGGGCGUGUGUGUUUGCACGUGUGUGUGAGAGAGGAGCCAAGUCGGUCACACAGACAGCAGAAAAACAAGCCGAGGCAGCAUCCAUCUACCAUCUACCACAUCAGAAGGAGAGGAUAGAGGGAGGAAGGAAGAAUAGACUGAUUGCUGGUGCUGCAGACGGAGGCAUGGAGGAGAGGUGUGUGUCAGCCAUGUGUGUGUGGAGCUGAGGCUUCAGUCACGGGUUCUGGCGGACGGACAGUCGGAGGGAAGGAGGACUGGAAUGUGGAUGUUGCCUGCCUGUCAGAGGGAAACGAUGCUGUGAGCUGGGGCUUAGCAGGCAGAUCUCUCUCUGUGUCUCUUUCUCUCCUCCCUGCACACAGAGGAAAGAAACAUUAGCUGCUAGCUCCAUCUCUCCGCUGCUCUGCUCAGCCGACGCUCUAUCUCUCUCUCCCUCUCCUCUCGCAUCCCUUCAUCUCUCUGCUCCAACCACAGUCUCCCUGGAAAUGAUCUCACACUGGAUGUUGCAGUCAGACACUGCUCUGCUCGCUGAAUAGUAUCGACUUGCACUAGGAAUUUACUAAUCAGAGCAAUGUGUCUGGUCCUUUGGAGAGCCAGUGGAUUUCACAGUGAUUCCCAUCCACCACUCGGAUAUACAGAGUUGGAGUUUUGACACAAGCUCAUCUACGCAGGCCUGUCAGAGUUGUGUCUGCCUGGGGGUUAACGCUCCCUCCACCGUCCCUCCUCCUCCUCCCCCUCCUCCACCAACACCACCGCUGGCUCCUCCACCGCUGGCUCCUCAGUCCGAGCAGAGCUGCUCCACUGCAUCUUUAAUAGAGGUCUCUCAAAGCAUUGCCUUCCAUGGUUUCUGCCCUGCUCCAGACCCUAUCAUCUUACAUCGUGAAGAUUUGCAAAGGAAUGUUUACAAAGAAAUUGGCGAAUCCCACAAAGAAGAAAGAGAGUAGCGACAAUAAAGAGCCUAAAUUGACCACCACUGAUUUGCGUGACCAAGGUAACCUGACGCCGACACUCUCCUCCACUGUGAAAACCACAGUGAAAAAUAUCAGCAAAUGCUCUUCGGCGCGUAACAUCUCUCUUGAAUUAGACGACGGAAAAAAUGACUGCUCAUCUCUCUCACCGACUUUCAGUUACCGUGUAGCGAUAGCCAACGGACUCCCGAAAAACACUCUUCUGCUGAACAAUAAUGAGAGUAUCUUCCAGGAGAUCCUCUCCAUCAAUAGCGAAUACUCUGACUCCCUGAGCGAGGCCAAACCUGUGCGUAGAUUCGAUGAGCAGAAAUCUCACACCAUGCCAGUGAGACGGAACAGGAAGAGCCUCAUUAGUCUGGCGCCCUCCGAUGGCAGCUCAGAGGGUGAGAGGGUGGAGCGCUCAAGUCUGCACACUCUCCGACUUGGCGCGCUACGCAAGCUGAGGAAAUGGAAGAAGAGUCAGGAGUGCGUGUCUUCGGACUCCGAGGUGAGCAACUGGAGGAAGACCCUGGGUAUCCGGAGCAAGUCCCUGGACCGGGCUGGGAGGCAGCAGAAGUCAACCUCUGCCUUAGAAGCCGGCUCCAGCUCUACAGGCUGCAUCAACCAAACCCAGGAUGUGAUGGAGAUGAUCUUUAAGGAGCUGCAGGGCAUCAGCCAGAUCGAGACAGAGCUUUCAGAGCUCAGGGGACAUGUCAAUGCCCUGAAGAACUCCAUCGACGAGAUCUCCUCCAGCGUGGAGGUGGUGCAGACCGAGAUCGAACAACUGCGUACUGGCUUUGUCCAGUCCCGGAGAGAGACGCGAGACAUCCACGACUACAUCAAGCAGGUCAGCCACCAGGCCAACAAGGCCAGCCUGAGGUUUAUAAACGUCCCUGAGGAGAAGCUGGAGAAAACUGAGAGUCUCAUCUAUCACAUUCUAAAGGACAAAAUGGGAUUUGCUGAAGCACAUAAAACACUUAAAAUAGAGCUAGCCCAUCGGUUAGGGCAACAAAGAGAAUGUUCCAAUGCAAAACCUAGGCCUAUUAUUGUAAUAUUCUCAACCCCCUCAGAUAGAGAUUUAGUUUUGAAAAAAUGCUACAAACUGAAGGGGACUGGUAUAUCUGUAUCCACUGAUAGCUUAACGACUCAUGAUGUGAAGGAAAAGAAAGAUAAAGGAGAAAUGUCCUCUUCUCAAACCUACGAGAGCAUGGACAUUAAGGUCUCAGCCAAGGACAAAGCUGAGAGUGAUGACUGGGACUCUAUGGACAGUGACAAGGAGCUAGACGAACUAAACAGGAACAAAUAUGCAAUGGUGGUGUCUAAGCCCGUUCACAAACAUAAAGCAGAUAAAAAGAGGCACGGUCACCAUGAGCACGGUAGCCGGUCUGCGGAUGAGGCAGGCUACUCUGCCUCAGUUCAUUACGCUGAUGACUCCUAUGAUGAGUCUGACAAAGCCUCCAAGCCCUACUAUGGUGACCUCACCCCCGGCUGGCUUUCUCAAAGCGACUACUCCACCCCCAAGCUCAGCCGCUCCGAGUCUGACUGCUCCAAGCUCUGCCAGUCCUACUCUGAAGACUUCUCAGAGAGCCAGUACUUCAGCCGGCCCAAUGGCAGCUCUCUUCUAUCCUCCUCAGACCAGGAGCUGUGGCAGAGGAAGCAGGAGGACAUGGCGUCAUCAUGGUAUGCCAGCCAGACCCUCAGCCAGGAGAACCCUCCGUACGCUGAGCCCAACGAGGCCGAGACCACCGAGACCAUCGACAGUGGGGUGAGCAAUGGGUUGAUCUGCAUGUCUGGGGAUAGGAGCCAUUACAGCGGCUCACAGCUGUCUCUGCAGGGAGACCUCUCCCCAUGGAAGGACUGGCCUCACCUGGAGCAGGGAGCAGACUCUGGGCUGGACGCUUCCACAGAGCAGAACCUGGUGUCUGAGGUCAGCAGCCCCUUUGACCCAGCUGCCAUCCCUGGCUUCCCUGAGAACAUCACCAAGUGUCAGGAGGUGGACCUGGCAUUUGAAGGGGAGGAGACUUUCAUGUUGUAUAUGGUGGAAAGCACCCUCUUGGACACUGCCCCACUGGAGAUCACCCAACUAGAGAGUGCCCGGCUGGGUAGUGCUCCCCCCACUACUCUUUAUACAGCCCCUAUCGUAGCGAAAGAACCUGUUGUAACACCACCUGUCCAUAAGCCUAAAGCUAAAGAGACUGCUAAAACACUUCCUAAAGAAACUUCUAAAGCAGCUCCUAAAGCUAAAACACCUACUAAAGAGUUAGCUAAAACUGUUCCUAAAGAGAUUGCUAAGACUAUUCCUAAAGAGUUAGCUAAAACUGUUCCUAAAGAGAUUGCUAAGACUAUUCCUAAAGAGGUUGCUAAAACUAUUCCUAAAGAGGUUGCUAAAAUUAUUCCUAAAGAGGUUGCCAAAACACCUAAAGAGGUUGUUAAACCUAUUCCUAAAGAGGUUGCCAAAAUACCUAAAGAGGUUGCUAAAACUAUUCCUAAAGAGGUUGCUAAAACUAUUCCUAAAGAGGUUUCUAACACUAUUUAUAAAGUGACUUCUAAACCGGCAAAAGAGGUUGCUAAAUCAAUUGCUGAAGAAGCUGCUAAAACUAUUAAACUAAGAGAAACAGCCAAAAUGAUUCCUAAAGAGAAUGUUAAAACACCUCCUAAAGAAAUUGUUAAAGCUAUUCAUGCAGAGGCUCCUAAAACACCUCUGAAAGACACUCCCAAAACAAGCCCAAAAGAAACUCCCAAAACAAGUCCGAAAGACACUCCCAAAACAAGUCCAAAAGAGGCUGUGAAAAUACUUCCCAAAGACACUCCUAAAACAAGUCCAAAAGAGGCUGUGAAAACACCUCCCAAAGACACUUCUAAAACUCGUACAAAAGAGACACCUAAAAUGGUUCCUAAAGGGGCAUCUAACACGCUUCCUAAAAUGGCAGCUAAAGAAGCCCCUGAACUAUCCACCCAAACAUUCCCUGAGCUUGAUGUCAAACACAGCUUCCAACCGAGCCAGACCAAGUCAUCCACCAUGUACCGUAGCCAGAGCGAGAUCCGGUCCGAGAAAGUUGUAGAGGAGGUGCCCAAGUCCUGGAGCAGCCGCCUCAGCAUCGACCUCACCGACAAAGCUCCAUCCUUCAGCUUUGGGUUCGGCUCCACCCUGAAGAAGGCAAAAUCAGCCCUGGAGGUGGUGUGGAAGUCAGGCCCUCCACCUAGUGCCGCUCCCCCAGAGCCACCCCCAGACUCAGGCUCCUUCAUGGGCCGCUUCUGCACACUGUCCACCUCCACGGCCAACGACUCCAGCACCACCAUCGACUCAGACGUCUACACAGAUUCCUUUGUCUACAAGGCUGAAGAUGAAGAUGAGGCUACCACUGGUGACCAGCUGGAGGACAACGAGACCGCCUAUGUCGGGGUGAUGGAGCAGGUCCUGGCCAACCUGGAGAACCGGUCCAAUGCCAACGACACAGAAGAGACAGAGGAGUUUGAGGAGCCCAUACUGGAUUAUGAUCCUGAUGCCUCUCAGGAUUAUGUCUCUGAAGACUAUGAGGCUACCACCCAGGAUUACGAGGACUCUGAGGAAGUUGAGGCCACCCAGGAGGCUGCAGUCGUUCUGGAGUAUGACUGUAGUCUGGACGAGCAUUACGACGAGGAGUACAGUGAGGAUUACGUUGAUGAUGCCAUGACGGGGGACACGGCAGAGGACACAGCAGAGUAUGAGGCCAUGGUGGAGUAUGUCGAGGUGGAGGAGCCUGACGAGGAGGAAGAAGAGGAGGAGGAGGAGGAAGAGGAGUUAAUGGAGGACAUGGAAGAGGGGGAUGAGAUGGAGGAGGCCUCCGAAGCGUCUGCGUCGGAGAGGACGGAAAACCUAGAGGAUGAGAACAAAAACAUUCCGGAGAAGGAGGAGAUGCCUGCAGAGGCUCCGCCCAAAAAGCGAAUCCGUCCGACGUUUAAGGAGGCUGCGCUGAGGGCCUACAGGAAGCAGAUGGAUGAGCUGCAGCAGCAGAUCCUGGCUGGAGAAAAACCUCCACCACACAACAAGCCUCUCAAUGUGCUGGAUCCCAAAGUACUGGGCCUACAGGCUGUCGGAGGAGCUGGCUGCAUUCUUUAUGGCAUUGACAGCAUGCCAGAUUUACGCCGCAAGAGGACCUUACCUAUUGUCCGAGACCUGGCUAUGACUCUCGCUGCUCGAAAGGCAGGCAUCUCGUUCGCCCUGGUGACUAGAUCGACCCUGAACAACGAGGACCUGAAACUGCACGUGUUUAGGAAGACGUUGCAGGCGUUGAUCUAUCCCAUCUCGUCUACGACGCCUCAUAACUUUGAGGUGUGGACGGCCACCGCCCCAACCUACUGCCACGAGUGUGAGGGCCUGCUGUGGGGCAUCGCCAGGCAGGGUAUGCGCUGCUCUGAGUGUGGUGUCAAAUGCCACGAGAAGUGUCAGGAUCUACUCAACGCCGACUGCCUGCAGACCUCUGCCUUCCCUGUCUCCCCUGCCUUCCCCUGUCUUUCUCGCUUGUCUCUCCCAUCAUCCUCUGUCUUCCUCUGUCUUCCCCUACCUUCCUCUGUCUUCCUCUGCCUCCCUCUAUUCCCCCAUCUCUCCCUGCCUCCCCCUCACUCCUCUCCAGUGAUGUGUGCCCAGGGUCUGCAGGCCAAGGAUAAGACAGGUUCCAGUGACCCCUAUGUGACUGUCCAGGUAGGGAAGACCAAACGGCGUACCAAGACCAUCUUUGGGAACCUCAACCCUGUCUGGGAUGAGAAGUUCUUCUUUGAGUGUCACAACGCUACAGACCGGAUCAAGGUGCGUGUGUGGGAUGAGGAUGAUGACAUCAAGUCUCGCAUGAAACAACACUUCAAACGAGAGUCGGACGACUUCCUGGGUCAGACCAUCAUCGAGGUCCGCAUGCUCAGCGGGGAGAUGGAUGUGUGGUACAACCUGGAUAAGAGAACUGAUAAGUCGAUGGUGUCGGGAGCCAUCAGAUUGAAGCUCAACGUGGAGAUGAAGGGAGAGGAGAAAGUAGCUCCGCCCCAUGGCCAGUACACCUGUUUACAUGAGAACCUGUUCCACCACCUGACGGAGGUAAAGAACAGUGGAGCGGUGAAGAUACCAGAGGUGAAAGGAGAGGAGGCGUGGAAGGUCUACUAUGACGACGUGUCCCAGGAGAUAGUGGACGAGUUCGCCAUGAGAUACGGAGUAGAGUCCAUCUACCAGGCCAUGACGCAUUUCUCCUGUCUGUCCUCUAAGUACAUGUGUCCGGGGGUCCCAGCGGUGAUGAGUAACCUGCUAGCCAACAUCAACGCCUACUUUGCCCACACCACCACCAUCUCAACCAACAUCUCUGCCUCCGACCGCUUCGCUGCAUCCAACUUUGGGAGAGAAAAAUUUGUCAAACUUCUAGAUCAGCUGCACAACUCUCUGAGGAUUGAUCUGUCCAAGUAUCGGGAUAAUUUCCCAGCUGGUAACCCAGAGCGUCUCCAGGACCUGAAGUCUACUGUGGACCUUCUCACCAGCAUCACCUUCUUCAGGAUGAAGGUACAGGAGCUACAGAGUCCUCCCAGAGCCAGUAUGGUGGUGAAGGACUGUGUCAGAGCCUGUCUGGACUCAACAUACAAAUACAUCUUUGACAACUGUCAUGAACUCUACAACCAGCUACUAGACCAGGCCCGUAAGCAGAAUCUUCCCCGGGAGGAGCAGGGUCCGUCUAUAAAGAACCUGGACUUCUGGCCCAAGCUCAUCACUCUCAUGGUGUCUGUGAUCGACGAGGACCGCACCGCCUACACCCCUGUCAUCAACCAAUUUCCCCAAGAACUGAAUAUGGGGAAGGUCAGCGCUGAGUUCAUAUGGAACCUGUUUGCCCUGGACAUGAAAUACGCCAUGGAAGAGCACGAUAAGCACCGUCUAUGCAAGAGCACAGAGUACAUGAACCUUCACUUUAAAGUCAAGUGGUUCCACAACGAGUACGUCCGCGAACUGGCUGCCUUCAAAGACACACCCCCUGAGUAUUCUCUGUGGUUUGAGCCGUUUGUCAUUCAGUGGCUGUCUGAGAAUGAGGAUGUUGCCAUGGACUUCCUACACGGAGCUCUGGGGAGCGACAAGAAGCUUGGCUUCCAGCCAACGUCGGAACAUGUCCUGUUCUCCUGUUCGGUGGUGGAUGUGUUCACUCAGCUCAACCAGAGUUUUGAGAUCAUUAAGAAGCUGGAGUGCCCCAACCCACAGGCCCUGGCUCACUUCAUGUGCCGCUUUGCUAAGACCAUCAACAAAGUUCUGUUGCAGUAUGCUGCAAUCAUAACCAAGGAUUUUGGCUUGUAUCUGAACCAGGAGAAAGUGCCCUGCAUCCUCAUCAACAACAUCCAGCAGCUCAGAGUUCAGCUGGAGAAGAUGUUUGAGUCCAUGGGAGGCAAACAGCUGGAUGCUGAGGCCAGUGAACUACUGAAGGAACUGCAGAACAAACUCAACACCGUGCUGGAUGAGCUCAGUGCAGUCUUCGGCUCCAGUUUCAAACCGGUGAUUGAGGACUGUGUAAAGCAGAUGAACCAGGAAUUAGUCCAGAUGAAGGGGAGUGCUGCAGGGAAGAGCAACGCUGCCAUGGAUGCUGAGACUGUCCUCAGACCACUCAUGGACCUCCUGGAUAAAAAUUUGAUUUUAUUUGCAAAGAUCUGUGAGAAGACGGUGUUGAAACGAGUCCUGAAGGAACUGUGGAAGAUCGUCAUCAUCACUAUUGAGAGAAUGAUAGUCUUACCACCUCUCAAUGACCAGAAUCAAGGAGCCCAGAUGAUUUUCAGUGCUGCCAAGGACCUGGGACAGCUAUCCAAACUCAAGGACCAUGUGAUCAGAGAGGAAGCCCGUAGCCUGACACCAAGACAGUGUGCAGCCAUGGACCUUGUCCUUCCCACCAUCAAGCAAUAUUUCCACGCCGGAGGAAACGGUCUGAAGAAGACGUUCCUUGAGAAGAGCCCUGACCUCAAGUCCCUCAAAUAUGCUUUGAGCCUUUACACACAGCCUACCGAUGCCUUGAUCAAGAAGUAUAUAUGCACCCAAACCUCUCAAGGUCAGUCUACCGACAGCUCCGUGGGGGAGGUGUCCAUGCAAGUGGAUCUCAUCUCUCACCCUGGCACCGGAGAGCACAAAGUCAACGUGAAGGUGGUGGGGGUCAACAACCUAAGCUGGCAGACCAAUGCCAUGUUCCGACCGUUCGUGGAGGUGAAUGCGGUUGGGCCGCACCUCGCCGACAAGAAACGCAAGUUCACCACCAAGACCAAGAACAACAAUUGGUCACCAAAGUACAACGAAACAUUCCAAUAUGUUCUGAGCAAUGAGUAUGGUCCAGAGUGCUACGAGCUGCACGUCUCAGUGAAGGACUACUGCUUCGCCAGAGAGGACCGUAUCAUCGGCAUGGCGGUCCUCCAGCUCAGAGACCUGGCCGACCAGGGGAGCUGCUGUGCCUGCUACCCCCUGGUGAAGAGCAUCUCCAUGGACGACACCGGACUCACCAUCAUGAGGAUACUCUCUCAAAGGACCAACGACGAAGUGGCCAAAGAGUUUUGUCGUCUCAAGACCGACGUACGCUCUUCAGAGGAGGUGGCCUCCUAGUAUGGAGAUGUGAGGGAGGAAGGGAUGGAAUGAAUGGAUGAUUGCAUGGAAGGGAAGAGAGGGGGGAAGAGCGGGAGGGAGGCAAGGGGAAGGAAGGAAGGAGGGAAGGAAGGA